AUGCCCGCGGCCUGGUUCCUGAGUUCACAACAGGGCAACAUUGCGUUGCCAAACCGCUGCUCCCCAGAUGCCCCCGUGUCGGUGGAUCUGCUCGAGGCGUGUGGCGUCUACACUCGCGCGGUGGAUCCCGCGACGCUGCAUCAGCGACACCCAACAGACGACGAGGGGCGGACCUACGCGCAGCGCCUUGCCUGGAACUUGGGCUACCAGGGGCAGGAGGUGGUGACGCUGAGUGCGGACGCCCAGGACGAGCUCCGCGAGCACCUCAACCUGGACGAGCAAAUGCGCGUCGUGGAAAGCGGGGUCCUGUACUUCGAUGUGCGUGACGCGGAGGACCGCUGGAUGCGUGUUGAAGCCAAGCCGGGCGACCUGCUCGUUAUUCCGCGCGGCAUCUACCACCGCCUUGUUCCUGCCGCAGACUCUUCCCCGGUGAGGCUGCUGCGCCUGCUGCGGAAGUCCACCGUGUUUCAACCAAUUCCUCGUGAGGGCGAGCUCAACGCCGAAAGAGCCGCGGAGGCACGCGCGGCGCACGAAGACCACACCUUCUACGUGUCACACCCGCCGAAUGAGACUGUUUUGGGCCCCGCAAACGGCGCGGACAAUGUGCUGGUGACAACUCCGCGGGACUUUGACGCCACGCUGGCGAAGGCGAAGGCGGGGCUGGCGGUCGGCGACGUCCUCGUGCUCUUCUGCAAGGGCGCCCCCGACCGCAGGACACACACGUCGUGGUGUCCGCCGUGCGCGCAGGUGGAGCCGAUGGUGCGGCGUGCGCUGGAGGCCGCCAAGCGCAAGCGGCGUGUCGUGUACGUUCAGUGCAUCGUGGAGCGCUCCGUCUACCUUGGAAACCCGGACUACGCGUACCGACGGCAUCCGUUGCUCAGGAUCGCCUCCAUUCCACUACUUUUGGUGCUGCAGCAGGGCGAAAAGGAGCUCACCGAGCUGCACCGCGAAAGCGACCCCAACGAGCGCUAUGAGUCUUGGGUGGAUAGCAUUUGA
This is a messenger RNA of Trypanosoma conorhini, 996 nucleotides long. Its product is annotated as 1,2-Dihydroxy-3-keto-5-methylthiopentene dioxygenase. The transcript has a single exon. Gene Ontology annotation, biological process: L-methionine metabolic process. The record is from RefSeq and is a predicted model, not a curated record. Bases 1 to 996 code for a protein of 331 amino acids. Gene Ontology annotation, molecular function: acireductone dioxygenase [iron(II)-requiring] activity. Lineage: Eukaryota; Euglenozoa; Kinetoplastea; Trypanosomatida; Trypanosomatidae.